AUGGCUCCUCGCCAAUCAACUUCAGGAACCCAACAACGCUAUCGUGCCAGACCAAGCGACAUUCAGCCGGGCGAUCCACUACCUACGAGACAGAAACGUCGAUAUCGCCCAGGCACCGUUGCGCUACGAGAAAUCAGGCAAUAUCAAGCCAAUACAAAGCUUCUACUUCUAAAACUUCCGUUUAUGCGACUCGUCCGUGAAAUUGGAUUAAAUUGUCGCCCGAGAGGAAAAGAAUUUAGAUGGCAGAGCCAGGCAAUCCAGGCACUGCAAGAGGCUGCAGAAGCAUUUAUGGUACAUCUAUUUGAAGAUGCACAGCUAUGCGCGGUCCAUGCGAAAAGAGUGACACUUAUGCAAAAAGACAUUCAGCUGGCGAGGAGGAUUCGAGGUAUAUGGGGCGGGCUUGGUUGA
Molecule: messenger RNA, 408 nt
Organism: Trichoderma asperellum CBS 433.97
Lineage: Eukaryota; Fungi; Ascomycota; Sordariomycetes; Hypocreales; Hypocreaceae
Gene: HH3V
Product: Histone H3-like centromeric protein hH3v
Cellular component (GO): nucleosome
Molecular function (GO): DNA binding; structural constituent of chromatin; protein heterodimerization activity
Source: RefSeq, a predicted model, not a curated record